AUGACUUACCGCAAGUUCAAGGCCAUUGACUCCAAUGCUCUCAGUCAAGCUGUUACCAGCUCCACUCUGUGUUCAUCGGCGGCAAUCGAGAAGUCACUCAUUGACCUCACAGAACUCUACAGCAGUAAACUCUCUUCCAUUAUGAACUCGUUCACACCACCCAGGACUCGCACGGUCACCAUCAGACCAGAAUCUGAGUGGUACAACAGCUUUAUCAUAGAGGCGAAGCAGAGACGUAGACAAGUUGAGAGACUGGCGCAAAUCAGGACUCGUGGUACACAGAGAAAUUUACAUUCAGCGCAGGGAAAAGCACUCGACGAUGAAACUAAACGUAGCCAUUUCCAUCAUGUUACUGUGGAUGAGGUCACAAAGUUGAUUAGGUCAUCUGCCAACAAGAGCUGUGAACUGGACCCUAUGCCUACAUCCUUUGUGAAGCAAGAAGUCACAGCUCUUGCUCCCGUCAUCACUUGUAUUAUAAAUAAGUUACUUGAGAGUGAUUCCUUCCCAACACAUUUCAAAGGAGCUAUUGUGACACCCCUUCUGAAAAAGGCUUCACUGGACCCUGACAGACCAGAGAACUAUCGGCCAGUGUCUAGCCUUGCAUAUCUAUCCAAGUUGAUUGAGAAGGUUGUAGCAGCACAGAUACAAACCUACCUCAGUGAGAACAAUCUACUGGAGCCAUUCCAAAGUGCUUACCCUCAGGGGCAUAGCACUGAGACGGCACUUCUACGAGUUCACAACGAUGUGGUUCGUGCCAUUGGAGAACAGAAGGCUGUUUUGCUAGUGCAGUUGGACCUAUCGGCUGCCUUUGACAUUGUAGAUCAUUCACGCUUGCUGCAAAUACUCAAGGACCUUGGAAUUAAGGACACUGUGAUCAUGUGGUUCGCAUCCUAUAUUACCAAUCGGACCCAGAUAUUAAAUUGUCAAAGUGAAGGGAGCGAAGUCUGGUGCCACAGAGUUGGGCUGCUGUGUCCUUCAGAGAUUGGUCCUCGGGACCGUUCUGUUCAACAUCUACACAGCAUCCCUGGGGGCCCUUCUCAGAUAGAAUAA
Molecule: messenger RNA, 1050 nt
Organism: Ostrea edulis (European flat oyster)
Lineage: Eukaryota; Metazoa; Mollusca; Bivalvia; Ostreida; Ostreidae
Exons: 2
Coding region: 1-1050 (349 amino acids)
Source: RefSeq, a predicted model, not a curated record